Messenger RNA from Nicrophorus vespilloides, 1339 nucleotides. RefSeq names its product aryl hydrocarbon receptor nuclear translocator-like protein 1. The record is from RefSeq and is a predicted model, not a curated record. Gene Ontology annotation, cellular component: nucleus; aryl hydrocarbon receptor complex; cytoplasm. NCBI's taxonomy places the organism in Eukaryota, Metazoa, Arthropoda, Insecta, Coleoptera, Silphidae. Bases 315 to 1313 code for a protein of 332 amino acids. Gene Ontology annotation, molecular function: protein dimerization activity; DNA-binding transcription factor activity, RNA polymerase II-specific; RNA polymerase II cis-regulatory region sequence-specific DNA binding. The transcript is spliced from 5 exons. Gene Ontology annotation, biological process: regulation of transcription by RNA polymerase II.
GUAGAUUAGACCUUGCAUAUCAGAGCCGUAUCAAAGCUCAGUUGCGUGGAAACAGCGCGCUGGUCGCCGUCGCCGCUGCCAUGUUUCGUGCAAUUCCAAUAUUAUAAAGCAGUGAACAAGUGUCUCCAUUCAAAGUUGAAAUAUUGCAAUAAUUUGCACUCAGCAACGGAAUUGUUAAUAUAGGAAUGGUGCAAUAGAGGAUGUACAGUGGAAGUGCAGUGCAUACGAAAAUAACUAAAUCCCUCUAGUUCUCCAAAUAUUCCCAUCCUCCGAUUUGUGUCUGAAACUACCAGUGCAGUUGAUAAACAAUAUAAAUGUAUAACUCCUAUACAAAUGACCAUUCGGACAAUUGCAGCUGUUACAGCAUAAUGAAUCCAUCACACUGGUAUAACGCACCGAUCCCCGUAUCCCAAUACAACUUUAUUGUGGAUACGCCACCUAGUAAUAGUCGGGAGAUGAGAAAUAAGGCUGAGAAGAUGAGAAGAGAUAAACUGAAUUCUUAUAUAUCGGAGUUGGCGUGCCUCGUUCCGUUGAUAUCCAAGAGUCCGAAGAGGAUGGACAAAACUAGCAUACUUAGAUUAACGGCAACCCACCUUAGGAUAUAUCAGACGUUACUGAAUGGCAACUCGGAACGAAUGGAUAUGCCGAGACACUUCGACCAAAUGGUGCUGGAAAAUUUAGUUUACGAACAAUUACGUGGAUUUCUGUUGAUUCUUACUGGAAAUGGAAAGGUGGUGUUUGUAUCACAUACUGUAGAAAAUAUUUUAGGACAUGCACAGACUGAUUUGAUGGGUCAAUCGAUAUUCAAUAUAACAGCACAAGAAGAUCACGACAGGUUUCGAAUGUACAUAACUUCGGAUUCGAUACCAGAACGGGAAUGGAGGAAAUACUUCAACAUCCGUCUACGAAGGGCAGGUCCUCGAAGCGAGAGUCCCGUUUACGAAUCGGUAAACGUGAUGGGAAUGCAAAGGAUGACCAGCAUCAACCAGACCCAGAGUUCGCAGGACAGUAGUAGUAGCAAUUCGCGUGAUGUUUCCUCCCAGUCUGUCAGUAACGAAAUGUGGGUAUUUUUUGUGAGAUUGUACCGGCCUGAGCCUAUAUCAGAUCAAUUAGUUGAAGCCAGUAAAGAGGAGUACGUGACACGGCAUCUAGUCGAUGGCAAGAUCAUUAAUUGCGACCAACGGAUCUCAUUCAUCGCCGGGUAUAUGAUCGAGGAGGUUUCCGGAGAGUGUGCCUUCAGUUUCAUGCACCGAGAUGAUGUCAGAUUCGUUAUGAUUGCUUUGAGACAAAGUGAGUUUACAGCUGACACCUGAAUACAAUCUAGCCAACUACUUUUUUU